Necator americanus (New World hookworm) is the source of this 495-nucleotide messenger RNA. RefSeq lists its product as uncharacterized. The coding region runs from base 1 to 495 and encodes 164 amino acids. The record is from RefSeq and is a predicted model, not a curated record. Gene Ontology annotation, molecular function: nucleic acid binding. The transcript has a single exon. Lineage: Eukaryota; Metazoa; Nematoda; Chromadorea; Rhabditida; Ancylostomatidae.
AUGGUGAAAAGGCUUGGUCAGUGGCACCCGCAUUCAUUGAGCGACGGCAAUCGCCAAAGACACCUGGACAUCUGCGCUCAGCUGCUCUCCAAAAGCCGCAGAUUCGGCUGGCUGGACACCAUUGUCAUUGGAGAUGAAAAAUGGGUCCUCUACGUCAACCACACUCAUAAACGUGCGUGGUACGCUGGCGCUGAAAUUCCGGAUCCUUUCGUGAAAGGCGAGAUCCACGAGAAGGUCAUGCUGAGCAUCUGGUGGGGAGAUCAUGGAAUCUACCGUUUCGAACUGCUGCCGGUCAACACGACAAUUACUGCCGAGUCUACUGCACUCAACUGCAAAGACUGGCCGACAAGAUCCGCAAGGAGCACCCGAAGCUCGACAGCGUUUUGGAGCUCGGAUGGGAAGUUCACCCACAGUACAGGCCGGACCUGGCCCGAGCGACUACCACCGCGUCCAAGUCGCCGGAUUUCUAAGCCAAAGGAAUCCGUGAUCUUAUGA